Messenger RNA from Phlebotomus papatasi, 2407 nucleotides. Its product is annotated as chymotrypsin-2-like. NCBI's taxonomy places the organism in Eukaryota, Metazoa, Arthropoda, Insecta, Diptera, Psychodidae. Bases 47 to 853 code for a protein of 268 amino acids. Gene Ontology annotation, molecular function: serine-type endopeptidase activity. The record is from RefSeq and is a predicted model, not a curated record. Gene Ontology annotation, biological process: proteolysis. The transcript is spliced from 2 exons.
UUCUUAGUUUCAUUAAAGCUUGUGUUGCGACAAAAUCGCACUAAGUAUGUUGAGAAUUUUCGCGUUUUUAAUUAUAACGCCUGUGAUAUUGGGAGCAGUCAAGGAACAUAGUGAACAUUUAUCAUCAAAAAAUGUACCAAGCAAAAGAAUUGUGGGUGGAACAAAAGCUAAAGAUGGCCAAUUCCCUUAUCAAGCGAGCCUUAAAUACAUCAAAUCAGGAAUUCAUAUUUGUGCUGGAGCUAUUGUUGGUACCCGUUCAAUAUUGACCGCUGCUCACUGCGUAGAUAGAGGGAUUCCGGAAGACUAUUUGGUAUUAGUCGGAACGAUUCAUCUCUUCAAAGGAGGAACCGAGUACCAUUUUUCCGAGAUUCAUGUGCAUCAAAACUUUAAUAAAUUAACCCUUGACUAUGACAUUGCUGUACUGCGCACUAAUAGGGAUAUCACCGAAACUAGGCUUGUGAAGAUUAUUCCUAUUUCUGGAAAUACAAUACCAGGGGAUGUUGAAUGUAGAGUUGCUGGUUGGGGUGACAAAAAAUAUGUCAGACGAUCCUUUAGCAAGAAUCACCUAAUUCGAACAACAUUCUUAAGCUUUGUAACUGUGCGCACAAUCUCUAACCGAAUGUGUGAAGUUGAGAUCGGUUCCAUAGAUGCUCAAAAUGUCACUCCCCGAAAGAUUUGCACGAAAGGAAUGGAUAAGUUUGGACCAUGUGUCGGAGACUCUGGAAGUCCACUUGUAUGUCAAAAUGAAGUCGUCGGGAUUGUUUCCUGGGGAAUUGGAUGCGCCAAUGGCAUUCCUGAUGUCUAUGAAAGAGUUUCAGUCCACCGGGAAUGGUUAGCUGCCAAUGUUAGGUGACUUAAGAAUGUUCACUGCUAAUAUAUACAGUGGCGGCCAAAAUAAUAGAAUCACUUUGUAAAGCUUAUAUUUUUUUUAACUUUGGUAUUUAUUCCCAAUUUGUUGAUAUAAUUCUAAAGUAGAAAUCUUCAAAUUAUCAGAAUCGUAGAAUAAGGGUUGUUUUGGCCGCUAGAGGUCUCUAUCUUACACAGAAUACGUCCAUAAUGAAAUUCAGUUUGGCCAAAAAAUUUUGAAAACUGUUAUUUAUGGUUUCUAAAUAUGCCUUUCUUUAAACUUAGGGUAAAGUGGUACAAGUUGGACAGUGGUACAAGUUGGACAACGGUACAAUUUGGACAGGGCUUUUUGUCUUGAUAAAUUUAGUACUUCAUUUUUAUUUGUAUAUUUUUAAUGCUUUAGUUUUAUAAUUUGGUUCCUUGUGCAUAAAAACAAAUUUUGUACUGUAUUUACAGUAGAGUCUCGCUAUAGUCCAUAUUUGGUUUCAAAUUUGACACUUUGGUCGCACUAUAGUCCAUGUAAUUUUUUAAAAUUAUCAACGAUUUUUAGUAUUGAAAUUGCUCGACGGCUUCCACUUUCUUUGCGAUUGUGGUACUUGUCCCUGCUCUCUUCAUUGUGGAUCACAAUUAUCACAACUACUUAAUAAAGUUUGCCAAAAAUAUUAAAAUAAUUAUGCAUGUCGCAUACUAAAAAACAUAACCUAACUUAAAAUCAGUGUUUUGAAAUCAACGGUCGAUAAAUUGUGGACUAUAGAGCGAUGGUCUAUAGCGAGACUCUACUGUAUCAAGAAAAAAGCCAUGUCCAACUUGUACCAGCGAAUUGUCCAACUUGUAACAUUAAUUCCAAAUUAUAUCACUUUACCCUAUUCGAUUUAUAGACUACAUUCUUUAGUUUAAAUGAAAGUGGUCCUAUUGCGUUAUUUUAACCAAAUUUCCCUAUUGAUGUAUAUUCUGUGAAAAAAUAGAGACCUCUAGCGACGAAAACAAUACUUAUUUGACGUAAGGUAAUUAUUUGAGCAUUUCUAUAUCAAAAUUAUUUUAAUGAAUUGGAAUACACAAAAAUGCUAAAGUUAAAAUAGUGGUCUUUGUGGAGCUGAUUCUAUUAUUUUGGUCGCCAUUGUAUAAAAAUAGAAUGGUUCUAUAAAUAUAUUUCAAAAUAAAAACUUUGAUUUAUGAGUGUUUGAAAAAUCCACAUUUGGGAAAACCAAACCCCCAAAAUGGGAUUUCUUGUCAUUAAAAUCACAAUCUAAAAUGACUGAAAAAGUGUCAAUUGAACUGAUUCGUUUUAAAUUCAAUAGAAGCACGAUAACAAGAUGAUAAGAUAUAACAUAAUGGUUUUUGUGGUUUUUGUGAAUGAAAUUUUGCAAGUCAGGGAACUGGGAAACUCCUACAAUGAGAUAAAGAUCUGAGCUCAACGUACUCAAAGAUGGUAUUUUUUGCGUAAGAUGCGUAGGAGAUAGUGGGUCAGUUAUGACAUUAUUUCAUCCAAAUAAUUUUAAUAUAUGGAUAUACUUGAAAAUUAUUUUUUGCUGUAAAGGGAAAAUAAAGCUUUAUUCUAUUC